CCAAAGCGUGCUGCAGCCUUGUAACAACAAUUCCACACCUGCAAGUAGCUUCCUCAGAAUCCCUACGAUAGAUGCAACGAGCAUGAGCGGGAGGUUGCUGUCGUCGCGCUUUGCGACCUUUGCCCGACAUUCCUCCCCCUUGACCUUGAGGUCGCCAUAUCACACCGCCCACCAACGUGCUGGAGGCCUCCUCACACGGAAUAGCAUCGCUCGGAGUCGACCAAUAUCCUCUGGAAGCAGUACAGCAGUAGUCCGACAUGCCUCGUUCGCCCGCGCAAUACCGAAACUCGCCUUCAAGCUUAUUCGCUUGCCUGCUCUCCUCGGCGCGACAGCAGUAGGGAGUCUAGCAUAUAUUCAAUACCAAGCAGCUCAGGCUGGUAACUGGGCCAUAGACGUAUUUGGCAGAGCUUCCGACGCUACCACGACCGGAGCACGAUCCAUCUUCGAAGGCGCAGGCGGCAUCUUCGCCCAAACAAAAGCCGGCUGGGAAAAGACGAAAAAGGACUUGCAAGAGCUGUUUCCACAACAAGAAUCAUCUGGGCCAGGAGGAGAUGGUGGUCCCGGAGGGAAUGGCUCCAACCAGAAAGAGGCGCGAGUUGGUGGAGCUGCUGCAGCUGGAACCACAGCCGCCGCCUUUGCUCUGGAUGAUGGUGAACAAGACGACAGAUCUGAGGAAGCAGCAGCUCGCGACGACCAGAUGAUGCUUCUCACCCGCAAGAUGAUCGAGAUCAGAAGUUUGCUCCAGACAGUCGGCCAGUCCGAGACACUCACACUACCAUCCAUCGUUGUCGUUGGCUCUCAGUCUUCGGGAAAGAGUUCGGUGCUUGAGGCUAUUGUCGGUCACGAGUUCUUGCCCAAGGGCUCCAACAUGGUCACUCGUCGUCCUAUCGAAUUGACACUGGUCAACACCCCUGGUGCACAUGCAGAAUACGGCGAGUUCCCUGCUCUCGGCUUGGGUAAGGUCACGGACUUUGCUCAGAUUCAAAGGACCCUCACCGACCUCAAUCUGGCUGUCCCCGAGACUGAGUGCGUGUCUGAUGACCCCAUCCAGCUGCGCAUCUAUUCGCCAAACGUCCCCGACCUUUCCCUGAUCGACUUGCCCGGCUACAUCCAGGUCACUGGUUUCGACCAACCGACCCAACUUAAGGAGAAGAUUGCUGCCUUGUGCGACAAGUACAUUCAAGCACCAAAUGUCAUUCUCGCCAUUUCUGCUGCAGAUGUCGAUCUGGCCAACUCUACCGCUCUUCGCGCCAGUCGUCGCGUUGACCCCCGUGGCGAGCGCACCAUUGGUGUCAUCACGAAGAUGGAUCUUGUAGACGCCCAAAGAGGCCACUCCAUGCUUACCGAUAAGAACUACCCCUUGAGACUUGGUUACGUCGGUGUCGUUUGCCGCGUACCUCAGCAGUCAAACUCUCUCUUCUCCCGUGGCAAUGCCAACAUCACUUCGGCUAUCACCCGCAAUGAGAGAGCAUACUUCUCCUCCCACCCUGACAGCUUUGGUCCUUCGAGCGAGGUCACUGUUGGUACUACGAACCUUCGCAAGAAGCUCAUGCACGUCCUGGAAGCCACCAUGUCGGCGUCCCUUGCAACUACAGCUGAGGCCAUCCACCAUGAGUUGACUGAAGCCACCUACGAGUUCAAAGUGCAAUACAAUGAGCGCCCUCUUUCAGCCGAGUCAUAUUUGGCUGAAAGUCUGGAUGCCUUCAAGCACUCUUUCAAAGGCUUCUCCGACUCCUUCGGCCGCCAUCAACUCCGCGAUAUCCUCAAGCACGAACUCGAUCAACAAGUUCUCAACCUUCUUGCUUCGCGCUACUGGAACAGACCCCUCGAAGAUCUUUCAGCUCAAGAAGGUGAAGGCUUUGUCGAGAGUCUUUCCGCUCUCCCCAAAGCAGACCCCAACGACCAGCUCUGGCGCCUCAAACUUGAUGCCAGCUCUGCAUCCCUCACAAAGCUUGGUAUCGGACGUCUCGCUACCACUGUCGCUGCUGAAUGUCUGCAAGCACAUGUAGAGCGGCUCAUCUCAUCCUCCACCUUCAACGCACACCCUUUCGCUCAGACAAACAUCACACAAGCUGCUCAAGGAAUAUUGCACGACCUAGCCUACGAUACCAGCGAUGAGCUAGAGAUUUGUGUCAAGCCUUACAAGCAUCGCAUCGACCUUGAAGACUCCGAGUGGGCGCGCGGACGUGAGAAUGUUCAGAAAGUGCUCAAGGAUGAAUUAAGAGAUUGCGAAGAUGCUGUAAGAACAGUUGAGAACGAAAUGGGUGGCAAGAAGCGCUUCAAGGAUGUUGUGACCUUUAUCGACAAAGUCAGGAAGGGUGACAUCAAUCUCGAAGGUAACAGCAGUGGAGGCGCCGGUGGCUUCUCAGCCGCUCUCCUCGCAAAGGGCAGAGAAGCUGUCUUCCUCCGUGAUCGUGCGGAUAUCCUUCGCAUGCGACUGCUCGCCGUCAAGAGCAAAGUCUGCGCAAACAAGAACAACAAAUACAUUUGCCCAGAAGUCUUUCUCGACGCAGUGGCCGAUAAGCUGACCACUACCGCUGAUCUGUUCAUCGAUGCUGAAUUGCUCAGCAAAUUUUACUACCAAUUCCCUCGCGCACUGGACUCACGGUUCCGCUCCCUCACACCCCAACAACUUGAUCAAUUCGCCCGCGAAGACCCCAAAAUUCGCCGUCAUUUGGACGUCGUGCACAGAAAGGAACUCCUCGAACAUGUACUCAAGGAGAUGGAAGCCCUCAAAGCACUUGAAGCCAGAGAAAAGAGAGCAGGCAGGGGAAGCAGAGAGCCCAACCGCAGGCUUAGCGAGCUCGAUCGUGCUGGAGAUGAAACAAGCGACAGGAGAAAGAGAGGCUGGGGUCUGUUUUAGGAAUAUGACCCUGAGUGAUGAAGGGGAAGAAGGUCGAAUGUAUUGAUGUUGGCAAAGGUUGGGGUUGUCUUUUUCUUUGUACUAUUAGUUAUAGAUACCACUAUGAGCACAAACGCAUCUCAUCAUUUCAC
Messenger RNA from Aureobasidium pullulans EXF-150, 2994 nucleotides. RefSeq lists its product as uncharacterized. Gene Ontology annotation, cellular component: cytoplasm; microtubule; membrane. Lineage: Eukaryota; Fungi; Ascomycota; Dothideomycetes; Dothideales; Saccotheciaceae. The coding region runs from base 83 to 2863 and encodes 926 amino acids. The transcript is spliced from 3 exons. The record is from RefSeq and is a predicted model, not a curated record. Gene Ontology annotation, molecular function: GTP binding; GTPase activity; microtubule binding.